GUAGUACAGCGGAAAAAGCAGGAGUUUUGCCAGGGGAUAAAAUAAUUUAUAUCGAUAAAAUUCCUGUUUCAAAGAAAGGAAAAGAAGAAAUAGAAAAUAUUGUUAAGAACGUGAAGGAGAUAAUGGAAUUGGAGAUCAUUCGCCCAGAAGGAGAAUUGUCGACGAGGAAAAGACAAACCAGCCUACGUCGCAAAGAAUCGUUCACCAGAAAAGGGACAAAGAUGGUUAUUCAGGAUUCUCAGAUAAUGUCAUGGCGAAGAGAAAGAGCUUUGCUGAAACUUCUGUUAUGCGAAGAGGAUUUGUUGAACGAGAUUUUAGCUGGAAAAGAGCACUUCAUUACGCCUCUAAGAAAACGUUGCAAUCUUAUCACGCCCAUAGAAAUGGAUUUUCUCUUUGUAAAUAUUGAGGAAGUAUGUUCUGUUCAUGAAAAAUAUGUUCAGCAAUUGAGACAUCUUACCCAAGGAACAGAAGAUAAUGUUGGAAGAUUAUACCAAAAACAGGUUGAUGAAAGAUUUUCAGUCCUGAGAAAAUAUGUGUCUGGAUUGACAUUGGCAAAAAUUUUGUAUAAAUAUAAAAUCCUGAACAAACCUUUCAGAGAGUUUGUCGAGUCAUCCAGAUUAUCCAAGGAACAACCGGAUUUACUUCAGUUUAUUGAGAAGCCCUUUAAAUAUAUAUCGGAUCUCACCACUCAGCUUGCUGCUUUAUUGUCUUGCACUGCUGUAGGCCACAGAGAUUAUGUUUGCUUGGAAAGUGUGGUAUCAAUUUUUCGAACUUUCGAGACGGAGAUGAAUGAAAUGAUGAACAAGCUGUCAAAUUUGGAGGAUUUGAAGAACAUUGAGUCGGCCUUUGAUGAAGACGAGCCAUACAUUAAUCUCGAAACGCUUCAAGAAAAAACGCUGUUCACAAGAGGACCCAAGCACUUUUCACUGAUUCAUGAAGAUCGUUAUUGGUUAUUCGCAGGAUAUUUGGCUAAAGUUGAAGGAAAACAUUAUAUUCAGUACUGGGCUCUUUUGCUUUCGGAUUGCCUGAUUCUCGCCAGAAGAACUGAGCAAGGAGUUCUUUUGGUUUUGGAUGAGCCUGUUAUGCUCAGAUCAAUAUAUCAAGUCACAUUUGAUGUUAUGAAAUGUGAUACAGAAUUCAGGAUCUUAUUUGCUGUGCCGAAUCUACACAAAUCUGCAGAAAAACGGAAUCAGUGGACCACAUGGAUACUGCGAACGCCAUGCCCUGGGGUGAAGCUUCUAUGGCAAGCCAUUCUUACUCAUCAGUUGUCAAUGUACAGCACAGAGGCUUUAAGUCAAGGAAAGAAAACCAGUUUCGUACAUGCAAAACCUUCUUUAGUACUCCGAGGAGUGUUACCAAAAAGAAGUUCGAAAUAUGAAGAAUCUUCAUUUGUGAUAGAAGGACCUCGUGCGAAAGCUUCAUAUUCGAAGAGGUCUGCUUUCUCCGAUUCUGUGCUCACCGGGGGAUCUGAAACAUCAAUAGAUGAAAGCAAUUUCCUGCUCAAAGCGGAUGGAACAAAAUGUGAAAAACUGGCCAGUUUUAAAUUAGAGAAAGACGAAAAAGAAGGCAGUUAUUUUUCACUGACAGAAGCUAAAGUAGGUCCUUUAAAAUCCCACAAAAAAGGAGUUGUCAGAUCGAAAUCGUUUGGUAAUGACUUCGAUGACUCUAUUCCAUUUAUUGACUGCGCAGAAGAAAGUAAUUCUGGAACAGAAUCCAAUAUCAUAUACAUCCGUCAACCUAAGAUCAAGAAAAGUUCUGGCACUGAAGAAAUGACACCAGAUAAGACGAAUGAAAAACCAGAAGUCCCAGAACAAGCAGUAACUGAUGUUAAACCAUCUGUCCCAGAUUAUGAAAGUGCCAGUGCACCUGGUACACCAAAGACAACAGAUAAAUUGGUUCAGACAGACGAUUCAGCUGAAUCGCCAGGGACAGGGAGCUUGGGCAAGCGAACCCCUAAGAAAAGAUUCCCAAGAUUAGGAACAUUUGAGAGAAUUAAGCUUGAAAAUAGGAAGGCUAAUUCUGAAGAUUUGCAAGAGACUAAGAUAUGCAAAACUCGUACUGGUACGUCUGCAAAGCAUCGCAGGCAGAUAUCUAGUACAGUGUCCAAGGAAAAACUUUUGAAAUCGGAUUCAGCCUCUCCCAUUCAAGAUUCCAAAGAAAUUUCAGAAAGCAAAGAAUCAAGCCCAAGUGUUAAACAAAAACCAAGGAGAUAUUUCGGGCGUUUUUGGAAGAAAAGCACUAACACUUCUGGAGGUAAUGAUAGGAAUGAAGAAGUUAGUGAGGUUACAGCGAAAGAUUCCGAGUCCGCCCAGAAAACAGAAAAUGAAAUCCCUCCUGAUGAUGAAACUUCGAAACAAACUCCAAAUUCAUCUCCUGGCGUUUUAACCGGAGAGACGGAAAACAACAACGCAAAAUGGACGCUGACGGCUAUGGAGAAGUAUAUGCGCGACCAGAGCGAAGCAAGUGUGGCUUUAGGACUGGUCGCGCAACCACCGACUACCAAUGCCACCUACAAUAAACGCAAGACCACGCCUGUGCACCAGAAUUCCCAACACACUCCAGCCACCAACGGAGAUGGUCAUGAAAGUGCUGGGGAAGAAACAAGCCCUUCCUGGGCCUCCAGCAGCACUGGGAACACCCCUUCUUUUGGAAGCAGUGGCGUCACCUUCGAGUUUAAUGAAGAUAAUGAAAAAGGAACGCCCAUCAUCACCACCACCACGUGCACCCCUAAUUCGACCCCCGAAAACAAAGCCCGUAGGAAAAGCUCUGCAGCCACAGUCACAUUGUCGUCAAGCACUGAGUUGUUGGAAGCGUUGGACUCUGGUCUUGAACUAUCCCUCAGCAAGCCUAGGAAAUCCAGGAAAGAUUCAGACAGCAGCUUGAAAGGCAACAGCAAGACCAAUUCUGGAUCCCAUGGAGGAACCCCCACCAAGACUAGCAAGCUUAGUAAAUUGUUGCGAAGGACACACAGUGCAGGUUGCUCUAAAGAUGUUUCUACGCAUUCUUCGUUCAUGAAAGAAAAAGCUCCUGUUACGAAAACGAAGUCCGCGGAUUCGGCUCCGUGCAGUCGCGAAGAUGGCGAUGAAAAACAAAAAAAGAACAGAAAAACUUUAGCGCAGGACAUGAAGAUGCGACUGAGUUUCCUGCGUAGGCGGCAUACGGACAGUUCCCUCCAACCUUCUUCUGUCAGACCAUCUCCCGAAGAAGCUCACAAAUGGGCAGAAUCCUUUCAAGAACUAACAAACAGCAAAUAUGGUCUUUCAUUAUUCCGGGCUUUCUUAUCUCGAGAAUUCAGUGAAGAAAACAUAGAAUUUUGGCUGGCAUGUGAAGACUACAAGCGGACCAGGGCAAAUAAACUGAUAGCUAAAGCUCGCAAAUUGUACGAGGAUUUUGUUGCAGUUCAAGCUCCGAAAGAGGUCAAUUUAGAUUCUUCUAUGCGUUCCGCCAUCUACGAUCACCUGCAGAAUCCUGACAGGCAUUCGUUCGAUUCAGCGCAAAGGAGGAUCCAGGGUCUGAUGGAACAAGACGCUUAUGUAAGGUUCUUACAGUCAGACCUCUACACAGACCUUAUUCAAGGCAACUCACCAAACACCUCGAGUUGAGAGAUUCUCUGGCAUCUGCACCUUUUCAAACAUUCCCAUUGACACAAUUGACUGUAACCGAAUGCAUCGGUUUUCAUACGAAAAAUGUUGACAUUAACAUACGGCCAUGCUCGGACUUCAAGUACCAUCUGCAGAUCAGAAGAAACUGAACAGUCAGGACAGAUGUUUUUCUAGAAAAACGUAAAAAAUAUUAAUGAUUUUUAAAAAAAAAAAUAGAUUUUUUUAUUUAUUUUUUUGCUGUAUAUCUCAUAGAACUUUUUUUUAUUACAAUGAGAUAUGACAUAAAUUAGAUAACUGAGUUGUAAUAUCUGUUAUUUAAUACAUAUGGCAAAAAAUAUCACUAGUAAUUUUACUUAACUUUUCUGGCUAUAAAUAUAUAACAGUUAACAGAAAUUAUUAAUUUGUAAUGUUGUUAUUAUUAUUUGAAAAAAAGGAGAUCUUCUUCUGUUUAAAGUAAAAUGAUAAAUGAUUAUCCCUGUUAAACUAACUGUAAAAAUAAUUUCGUCGAACAUCUGUCGUGGCUUUAUAUUUAGUUUCUUCUUGUUCUUUGGCAUCUAAUUUUUAUUAGUUAAAUUCUGAAUGAAAAGGAUUUCCCUGAGAGUAAUUGCUCUUUUCCAGCAGUUUUUAACUCAUUCAGAUAAAAACAAAUGUUUUGAACGAUUGCUCUUCCAGAUGAUUCUUUAUAAAGCUGAUUAAUCUAGUCCAUUUCAUUCCAUUGACGUAGCAUGGCAUCCAGAAGUUCAAAAACGCCACGGUUGGUCAAGUCAAAGCAUGGCAUCAUAUCAUCGAGACUCAUCUUUGAGAAUUCUCGUGAAGAGAGAGAGUCUUUUUUUUACAGUUGUAGAUCGCAUCGAUUAUUGUAUAUUAGUUUCACAUAAUGUAUUAUUUAAUAGACAUAUUUUCUUAAAGGCAUGUUGCUUCGAGAUUUAUGUAGAAGAUUUUUUAUCUUCCUUUUGGUGCAGCUGUUAGCUGUAUUGUUUUAAAUCUACAGAAUCUUUUUUGAUGCAAUGAAUGAAACGUGGAAUAAAGCGGGAAAACCUGGUAGAUCUCUUUAUUACUCUAGGGCACCAAUAAUUCUAAAUUUAAUUCUAAUUUAAAAGAAUAUUAAAAAACAUAGCAUAGUUUGUACUGAAAUGUGCACUAGUAAAUUUCUUUUUAAAAAUUUAAUUUAAAUUUAUAUUAUUUUUAUUGAAUAAAAUUAUGUUAUUUUUUUAUUAUUUAUGAAAAUAUCGAACAUUCAAUCUUAAAUUUUGGUAGUAAAUAAACAUUUUGAUAUAAUUUCAAAUUUUUUCACUUUUUGUGAUUAGGGAUUGCUAUAAUAUUAUAAACAAUUCAAAAAUAAUACUUAAUAGACAUAAAUUUUUACUUAAUGAUUUUUGUGACAAAAUUCUCUUACAUAUUGUAUGAUUCAUUUUUAAAAUUUUAAUAAUGAAAGUAUAAAUUUCUUCUUCAUUUGAAUAUUUGUUAAAGACGAAAAAUGAUUCCGAAUGUUAAGAAUUUUAAUUAUUAAUAUUAAAUUCUCCUGUAUUAAAUAGAUCAUAAAGAGAUGUGUGUGUAAUCGAUAAAUCCUUUUAAAUAUUUUAUUAAAUUUCCCUAUCAUUCCCGACAUUCCACAAUUAUUCUUUGUACUUAUGUUUUACCUAUUACCUCAUGGUUUUGUUACAACUUGUUUUAUGACAGAAAUGUUUUCUUUCUCACCAGACGCGCGCUAGAUGAGAUAAACUGUAAAGGGACGUAAGUGCGAAAAGCAUUUUAAAUUAAAAGUACCAAAUCGGAGAAGUUAAGUAAUUAACUGAAAGAUUUUGGUUGCUCGUCAAAAAUUGUAGCUUAUAAAAUAAGGAGUUCACGACAUUUUCUUUUAAAAAUUAUUGAUCUACAGUAUUUUAUACUUGAGACAGUAUUUUAUACUCAAAAAUGUUUUAUAUGAAUAUCAUAUAAAAUUUCAUUUAAAAGAAAAUUGAAACUUUUUAGUGGAUUUAUUACAAUAAUUUCAUAAUUUUUCUAAUCGAAGAUAAUAAAUAUUAAUAUUAUCAGAUAAACGUAGAAUGAUUAUUUUAUAAGCUACGAAAUGCGCCAACUUAGUUUAUGUAGAUUGACGACACGUUAUAAGAAGUAUUAUGUAUUAUAUAAAACUGCAUUUGUAUAUCUAAUAUUUAUACACAUGUAUAUGCUAUUUGUGUAAGUGUAUUGUUCGACUCCUGCCACGUCGUGUAAUAUAUAGUCGUGCUUGAAUGUUUAUGUCUAUUUAUUUAAAUUAUUAGACGUGGUUCUUGUGACCUAAUUCUUAAAAAUAACUAUACAGUUGAGUGUGAAAAAAUGCACCUCUUUUUGAAAAAUAUAAAAUCUACUGUAACUUGUGUAUUUAUGCAUGUAUAUUAGCAUAAAUAUAGAUAUUGCACAUGUAUUCUUUACUUAAAUUGGUUAGAAUUUUUAUUCUUAUUUUUCAACAUUUCAAACAUCACAUGAUUUCAUAAUUAUUUAAUUCUUGACAAUUAAUUUUCGAUGCUAAGUUUUGAUGUAUUUAUUAGAUUAAAUUUUUUCAGGCUAGCUUUUUAAAUGUUAUACAUUCCUCUUUAUCAAAAUUCUUCUGAAAAUGCAACAAAUAUGUGCAUAAGAAAUAUCAGUGGAUAUCAAAAGAAUGCAUUCAUCAAUUGUAUUAUCUGGUUAAAUUAAUAUAUUUGUCAUUAAAUAGAUUAUCGUGUUUGGGUAAAUUUCAUUAAAAAUGUAAUGGAAUCCCUGGAUUGUAAAUAAAAUUUAAAAAUUGCAUGAACUUCUUUUAUUUCAUAUGUAAUUGUAAAUGUGAAAUGUUUUAAUAUUUCAAGAUAUAUGAAAAAAUGCAUGUACUCAUAGCAAGAACAAUAUCUGAAUAAAA
Molecule: messenger RNA, 6474 nt
Organism: Argiope bruennichi
Lineage: Eukaryota; Metazoa; Arthropoda; Arachnida; Araneae; Araneidae
Exons: 18
Coding region: 123-3602 (1159 amino acids)
Biological process (GO): signal transduction
Cellular component (GO): nucleus; plasma membrane
Molecular function (GO): guanyl-nucleotide exchange factor activity
Source: RefSeq, a predicted model, not a curated record